This is a messenger RNA of Aspergillus ruber CBS 135680, 765 nucleotides long. RefSeq lists its product as uncharacterized. Lineage: Eukaryota; Fungi; Ascomycota; Eurotiomycetes; Eurotiales; Aspergillaceae. The transcript is spliced from 4 exons. The record is from RefSeq and is a predicted model, not a curated record. The coding region runs from base 94 to 567 and encodes 157 amino acids.
AUAGAAUUGUCAAACGAGAACCUAUCCUUUUGCCAAUCUACGCGUUACGGAAAAUUUGGAGGAUGCUAUCUAUUGAAGCGGCCAUUCCAUCCUAUGCGCAGCAACUACACUUCAAUUGGAGAAAUGCAAGACCGUCGAAAAGGAUCGAUAUGUGGCAGUGGAGUAACCGAAGCCAGUUUGAUGGAAUUUGUCUUACGUGUUAUAUCUCGCUUUUUUACAGUCGACUUCACAUGGAAGCCCCAUUACAUAUGCAACAGCAUUAUUUUUAUACAACUGCUCGCACCUCGACUAGGCUUGGACAUCUCUGCGAAGGAUACGCAUCCUUGUCGUGUCUCUUUUUAUUCCCUUCCGUGGAAAAGGAUACUUGGUCAAAGAAUAGAAGUGGCGUUUGCUCUGCUCCCCGUGCUGAGCAGACUCAUCAUGAGCAGGCUUUGCUACAUCGGCUCGAAUAGAGGAUCGGGCAGAGCAAUACUAUUUGUACAAACUGGCUACUCUACAAGUGAGAACUCAGGAUAUUUCCCAUUUCUGACAGUUUUAACAUUGGCUCGGAGCCAUCAUUGUUUUUGAAAUAUUGAACGUGUGCAGAGCCCAAAGAUCGUGGACGGUCCCGCAUAGUUCGUCCUUUUUUCAUCAACAGUCAUGGACGAGCAAAAAACAGAAAAACCUCGUCUAUAAACUAACCCUAUAGGUAUGAAAUUUAUUAGUACUUAAUUAUUAAUUGUCGCAAGGCUUAGGCCUUGCGAACCUCAUUCGCAUUACGUCUUC